UUUGUGAAAAGUAUUGAGAUUCGUUAAAUCUUUUGGCUAUUAUUUCUGCGUUUUCGUUCUGUUAUUUCUCUGAUAAUCAAGGACUCCUCGGCGUACAUAAAAAAACCUAAAUUUUUCGUUGAAUUCGAUGAUGGGUUCGAAUGGAAAUCAAAACCGGAGAAUGGGUUCGGCCGAGGUUUCAGGUUCUUGCCGGAAAAGGAAGCGUCGGGGAUUAUCGGUGGAGGAUACAUUGAAGAAGUGGAUUGAUAAUCCUGACGAGAAGAAGGCUCGUAAGGCACCGGCCAAGGGGUCUAAGAAGGGGUGUAUGAAGGGAAAAGGAGGGCCGCAGAAUCAAAAUUGCCAGUACAGAGGCGUUCGGCAGAGGACAUGGGGUACAUGGGUGGCGGAGAUACGCCCACCCAACAAGGAGAAGAGACUCUGGCUCGGCACUUUCCCGACUGCUCUGGAAGCCGCUCUGGCUUACGACAAGGCCGCCGAGGCUAUGUCCGGCGACAAGGCUAUCCUCAACAUGCCUCAGGGUUCAAGCCACUCGGAUACUUGCGAUAAACAUGCCGGAGUCGGAGGCGGAAGUGAAACAACAACGCCGGAUUUCGAGUUCCCUGAUUCCGGCACUCAGGGUUCUAGCUCGGUCGUGAAUUUGUCCAAUGGGGUUUCAACGGCGGCGAGUACUUCUGUGGGUUCUGAUCCCACCGUGGAUGCAUCGAGCCACUCGGAUACUUAUGUGGGCGGCGGAAGCGAGACAACAACGGCGGCAGAAUUCGAGUUCCCAGAUUCCGGGACGCAGACUCAUAACUAUCUGGACGGAUUAGACAUUUUUGGCGACAUUUCAACUGAUCUUGGAGGAUGUGAUUUAUGGGAAGGAUGUGGAUUUCUUGAUCUAGAGUAG
Messenger RNA from Hibiscus syriacus, 886 nucleotides. RefSeq names its product dehydration-responsive element-binding protein 2A-like. Gene Ontology annotation, cellular component: nucleus. Gene Ontology annotation, biological process: positive regulation of DNA-templated transcription; response to stress. Gene Ontology annotation, molecular function: transcription cis-regulatory region binding; DNA-binding transcription factor activity. The coding region runs from base 128 to 886 and encodes 252 amino acids. Lineage: Eukaryota; Viridiplantae; Streptophyta; Magnoliopsida; Malvales; Malvaceae. The record is from RefSeq and is a predicted model, not a curated record. The transcript has a single exon.